UGAACGGAAGAAUGGUGAAUGAAUAUAGUCAGAAAUGAGAACGUGCAAACACUACAGCUCCUCCUCAAUAUCGUUGGACCUUUUCUCACUCUUAUAAACUCACAAAGUCCACAAUUACAUUUACAAUCACAAACAUCAAACUCAUCUUCACCAACGCCCACUACCUUUUUUUUUUUUUUUUUGUUGGAAAUAGCCCACUACUCUUUCUUCCUAUUAUUUAUUUAUUAAUAGUUUUAACCACAACCGGCCGGCCACAAAAAUUUUUGAAAAUCAAACCAAAGCCUAUUUCUUGUUUCCGUUUUUUUUUUCCCCCUAAAAGCUCUAUGCUCUUUAAUCGAAAUUCAGAAGCCUAACUCCAACUCCAACUCCAACUCCAACUGGAUUGGUUUAGUUUUUUUUUUUUUUUUUUUUUCUGUUAACCAGGUAAUUAUUCUUGAUUACUACCAACAUAACAACUUUUAAUUACUUUGCUCUGUGUUUGUUGGGGUUGUGGAUCUGAUGUGCUUGUUUCAGUUUUCAUUACCUGCUUUGCUUGUCGGAAAGUUCUUUGAUCAUAAUGCAACGAACUUUGGUGGUAUAAUAAUUAUACAAUCAAGAAAAUAGCAGUGACAUAUUGUAGACAAUUAUGGGUUGUAAUUGCUUUGGAGGCUCAAGACUUGAGAAAAAAAAGGGUUCUGCUAAUUCUCAUCAUGAGAUAGAUGAGAACUUGCUUGGGAAUAUUAAACAUUUUUCCCACAAGGAGUUAAGAUUGGCAACGGACAAUUUUCAUCCAAGCAAUAAGAUAGGGCAAGGUGGUUUUGGAACUGUUUACAAGGGAACCCUAAAAAGUGGAAUAGAAGUUGCUGUGAAGACACUUUCUGCCCAGUCGAAGCAGGGAUUGCGUGAAUUUUUGACUGAGAUUAAUACCAUAUCAAAUGUCAGGCAUCCGAACCUUGUUGAGUUGUUAGGGUGCUGUGUUCAAGAAUCUAACCGGAUUUUAGUAUAUGAAUAUGUAGAAAAUAACAGCCUUGAUCGUGCGUUGUUAGGUUCGAAGAGUCGAAACAUCAAAUUGGAUUGGGGGAAAAGAUCCGCUAUCUGCCUGGGCACUGCUAGGGGUCUUGCAUUUCUUCAUGAAGAACUCAUACCGCAUAUUGUGCAUCGAGAUAUCAAAGCUAGUAAUAUACUUCUUGACAAAGAUUUCAACCCAAAAAUUGGUGACUUUGGCUUGGCUAAACUUUUCCCAGAUGACAUCACUCACAUUAGUACAAGAAUUGCUGGAACAACUGGUUAUUUGGCACCUGAAUAUGCCUUGGGUGGUCAGUUAACCAUGAAGGCUGAUGUUUACAGUUUUGGAGUCCUUAUACUUGAAAUAAUUAGUGGCAGAAGCAGUGCAAAGGCGAACUGGGGAGGGAUGGAGAAAUUUCUUUUGGAAUGGGCAUGGGAGCUCUACCAAGAAAAUAGACUCUUGGAGCUAUUGGAUCCAGAACUGGAAGGAUAUCCUGAGGAAGAAAUCAUUAGAUACAUGAAGGUAGCAUUUUUCUGCAGCCAAGCAAUAGCGAGCCGAAGGCCACUGAUGAGCCAGGUUGUAGAGAUGCUCUCAAGGAAUAUCCGGUUGAAUGAGAAGGAACUUACAGCCCCUGGUUUUUUCACAGAUGCAGGGGAAUCAUCCUCAAAAAAAGGAUCAAUCAUGGAAUCUACCAGCUAUCAAAUGAGCUCUGUCCCAGAGACAAUUACACAGUACAUUGAAGUAAGAAGGUACUUGGCAACCACUAACUACCAACUACCGGUGACGUGUCCUCUUUUUUCUUUUUUAAGAAUAUACUAA
Molecule: messenger RNA, 1804 nt
Organism: Quercus lobata
Lineage: Eukaryota; Viridiplantae; Streptophyta; Magnoliopsida; Fagales; Fagaceae
Product: putative serine/threonine-protein kinase
Exons: 9
Coding region: 626-1804 (392 amino acids)
Biological process (GO): protein phosphorylation
Molecular function (GO): protein kinase activity; ATP binding
Source: RefSeq, a predicted model, not a curated record